UGUGCUCUCGUAUCCUUCACUGGCAGGAUAAGCAGCAGACUGCAAGCUAUUGAGAUGGGCUGCUUUUGAAAAUAUACAAACAUACUUCAGUCUCAAAUAGAGCCAAUUAAACAUAGCAGGACCUCGAGAAGCGUCCGACCUUUGACUUUAACAGUAUUGACAGAAUGGCGAGGAAAGGUUACGUUGAAUUGGUUGUCAACUGAAUGUAAGAGCAGUCAAUCCGGAUUUGGACUCCCUGAACUCUGCAAAUAUCCAAAUAAUGUUGGGAUGUGAAAUCUUUGGAACACCUGUAGUAUCACAGUGAAGCACACACUUGUUUCCUCAGUAUUUACCUCAUACAUCACAAUGACAUUAAGAAAUGAAAUAUAAGGUUUUUGGUGAAGUUUCGGUAAGUUGGUUGGCCUGUCUGGUUUCAUCUCAGAUUUUGCAUAUUAAGCUGUAGUUUUUAUUAUGCAAACUCAAAAUAGUUCAGUUAGGAGUGAAAUAUAGUCAGGUGGCUUUGUCUGAGAUACCGUUGGUUGAUCAAAAUACAACUAACGUGCCCUUGACUAUACCUUGUCAACAAGGGCAAGUACAGGCCUGCCUAUCAGGCCUGUGCCAACAAGCAAUCAGACAACGUCAUAGGACAUAACUGAUCAUAGUGUUUGUGGCAUCAUCGAACACAGCAGCAUUUGUUUUUUGGGGGGUGGGGGGGGUUGCAUUUUCAGAGACUAUUUUUAAAAACAUAAUUUUCAAUGUUGGUGUUCUGUCACACUUUACCUAGACUGUGAUAUUGCAUUCUUCCGAUGUCCUAGGCUUCACAAGGCUUAUUUUCCUUCGCUUCCUUUUUUCGGCUUAGAUACCUAAAUGUAUUUUGAUAAAUUCUGUGCCCUGAGUCAGGGUUAGCCCUAACUCUCAUUUGACCACGAAAUGGCUUGCUGAUGGCAAAGUCAAGGAUCUGAUAUUUUCAGGUCAGGAGGAGGGGAAGAAAUUGCUGCUGUUUAUUUUUCUUAAACGACGCCUUUGCUCUGUGUUUCCAUAAAGGUUUAGUGGCGAAAGCUUUGGGACCGUCAGCGCUUCUUGUAGUGGGGGGAGAGCUGACCAUGUCGGGGGUCCCGACGACUCCUCCUCCAGGGGAGAUGGGCAGUGGCCCUGUGGCAGAAAGCUGGUGCUAUACCCAGGUCAAGGUAGUAAAGUUUUCUUACAUGUGGACCAUAAAUAACUUUAGCUUCUGUCGAGAAGAGAUGGGUGAAGUAUUGAAGAGCUCUACCUUCUCCUCAGGACCUAAUGAUAAAAUGAAAUGGUGCCUGCGGGUCAAUCCGAAGGGACUCGAUGAUGAAAGUAAAGAUUAUCUAUCGCUGUAUUUGCUACUAGUUAGUUGUCCGAAAAGUGAAGUCAGAGCCAAGUUCAAGUUUUCUUUACUGAAUGCUAAAAGAGAGGAGACGAAGGCUAUGGAAAGCCAAAGAGCCUAUCGGUUCGUCCAGGGCAAAGACUGGGGCUUCAAAAAAUUUAUUAGAAGAGAUUUUCUGCUUGAUGAAGCAAACGGGCUGCUACCAGAUGAUAAACUCACAUUAUUCUGCGAGGUGAGUGUUGUCCAGGAUUCAGUGAACAUCUCCGGACAGUCCAAUAUGAACAUGCUGAAGGUUCCAGAAUGCCAGUUGUCCGACGACCUGGGUAACUUGUGGGAAUGCUCAAGGUUCACGGACUGCUCUCUUUAUGUGGGCGGGCAGGAGUUCAAAGCCCACAAAUCCAUUCUGGCAGUGUGGCCAUAUGUCGAGAGGAGCUCAUAUCAUUUGACUGACAGAUUUAUUACUUUUUUGGCAGCAAGAUCACCGGUGUUUAAUGCCAUGUUUGAGCAUGAAAUGGAAGAGAGUAAAAAGAACCGAGUGGAUAUCAGUGAUGUGGAACCAGAGGUUUUUAAAGAAAUGAUGGGCUUCAUAUACACAGGCAAAGCACCCAAUUUAGAAAAAAUGGCUGAUAGUUUAUUAGCCGCUGCUGAUAAAUACGCUCUGGAGCGUUUAAAGGUCAUGUGUGAGGAAGCCCUUUGCAACAGUCUCUCGGUGGAGAACGUGGCAGAUACCCUCAUCCUGGCCGACUUGCACAGCGCCGAGCAGCUCAAAGCACAGGCCAUAGAUUUUAUCAACAGGUGCAGUGUCCUCCGACAGCUGGGCUGUAAAGAUGGGAAAAACUGGAAUAGCAACCACGCCACGGAUAUAAUGGAGACCGCAGGGUGGAAGUCAAUGAUCCAGUCUCAUCCUCACUUAGUGGCGGAGGCUUUCCGCGCGCUCGCGUCAGCACAGUGCCCCCCCUUCGGCCUGCCAAGGAAGCGCCUAAAACAGUCCUGACAACAUUACUGCUGCUCUCUGGGGCCUGUCUUGGGACAAAUGCCAGAAAACCACAGAGUUCCAACUUUAUCCCAUCGUCCUCCAAGCCGAAAGCACGCGACUGGGAAAGAAAGUCCCGAGCGAUGGGUUCGGCAGUCGAGCUUUAUUUUGCGAGUCUUACCGUCACUUCAAACAGCCUUAAACUAUCUGCCAUGACUCUUGUGUGGAGCGUUCUCUCAGUUCUAUUCUGUGCCUGCCUUGUCCCAUGAGACCAGGCCUCUUCCCUGUUGCACUAUAGUUCCCAAAGUCUUGCUGUUUUGAUAUGGAAUGCUUCAGAAGGGAAAUAAUAUAUUAUUCCUAAUGUUUAGUUGUUAAACUAGACAUUUAAUAACGUUAACAUGAUGAGCGCAAGGUCAUUUCUUUAUCGUUUUGGAAAAGAUAGAUAUGCCCCAUAUUGAUGGCACGAUUUCUAUGUGAAGACACAGUUUAAUCUCGUGGGGAUGAAAAAUGCUAGUACUAUUCCAUAUUGUGGACAAUAUGCAUUUCAGAUGUUUGUAUCGAUGUGUGUAACAAACGGGAUUAUUGUUUGUGUCUCGCCCCUUAACGUAUGACUAAAUCAUGCAAAGUGACAUUUAGUCUUUUAAAUAUGAACAAUGUUUUUAAUGUUGCUUCCCUGGAGAUGGUCUGCAAUACAGACUAGUUUCAAGUUGUUGUUAGUAAGGUGAAUUGUUGGCCCACAAUUGCAUUCGUGUAAUCUGAUCGAACCGUAGUCGAGACAAUCCAUCUUUAAACACACUGUCCUCUGUAAUCAGGAAAUAUUUGGAUGCUGAGCAUCAGAGUGUGCCAUUAUUACUGUGUAUGUCGUAUGGAUGGGUUGAGUUACAGUCAAACUGACAGAAUUUUGGAGGACGGGGUAUCAUGCUAUACCGACUUGUUCUGUUAAAGGACAUGUUUUGUGAAGAUUCUGGAGUUUGUUCAAUCUUUUAAACAAAUACGGUCUGCAAGAAUUCCUGCAUUAACUCAUUAAAAGUUUUUCAGCAUUCAGAGGUGUUUUGUAAAUCAUUGUAAGACACUCCAUUAUAAUAACACAUUUAAAUGAACAGUUCACCCAAAAA
Messenger RNA from Triplophysa rosa, 3418 nucleotides. It is a transcript of the gene spopla, whose product is annotated as speckle type BTB/POZ protein like a. The record is from RefSeq and is a predicted model, not a curated record. Gene Ontology annotation, biological process: regulation of proteolysis; proteasome-mediated ubiquitin-dependent protein catabolic process. Gene Ontology annotation, molecular function: ubiquitin protein ligase binding. The transcript is spliced from 12 exons. Gene Ontology annotation, cellular component: nucleus; cytoplasm. Lineage: Eukaryota; Metazoa; Chordata; Actinopteri; Cypriniformes; Nemacheilidae. Bases 1083 to 2324 code for a protein of 413 amino acids.